GCGGGCCGGGGCCCCUCGCGCCCUGCUCGGCAGCAGGCAGGCACCCACCCACCCACCGGCGGCGGGCCAGCUUCUCGCCAUGGGUCCCCCCCAGCUCUGGCUCGGCGUGGCGAGGAGCUUGCUGCGAGGCGGGCAGCGCGCCGGUCUUUACAGCGCCCAGCAGCACUUCGAGCCGCGGGCGGCUGCUGCCGGCUCCUGCUGUCGCCGCCUCUACAGCGCUGGCAUACUUGGGCUUCAGGAGCGCACGCUGAUCGCCGUGAAGCCAGACGGGGUCCAGAGGAGGCUCGUGGGGGAUGUGAUUCAGCGCUUUGAGAAGCGGGGCUUCAAGCUGGUGGGCCUCAAGCUGCUCCAGGCCAAUGAAGGGAUCUUGGCAGAACAUUACCACGAGCUGCGCAGGAAACCUUUCUACCACGAGCUGAUUCAGUACAUGACCUCAGGGCCCGUGGUUGCCAUGGUAUGGGAAGGCCACAACGUUGUCAAGACCUCCAGGGCCAUGGUGGGAGAGACGAACCCUGCCGAAGCCAAGCCGGGCACCAUCCGGGGAGACUUUAGUAUCCACGUGAGCAGAAACGUGGUCCAUGCCAGCGACUCCGUGGAGACGGCCCAGAGGGAAAUCAGCCUGUGGUUCCGCAGCAAUGAACUACUGGAUUGGGAAUGCGGUGAUCACAAAAUCAUGUACGAACUCUGAAGGGCUCGCUUCACCUGGACCUCCCCCAGGAUCUGCUACCUCUGCCUUUCCAAAGAGAUCUGGCUGCUGCAUCAGAGGCUUUGGAUCUGGUGUGCUGUAUGUGGCGGGAGGUUACACACACACACAACCCACUUUCUGUCAGCUCAGGCGAGCAGAUACCCCUCGAACAGCCAACUCUGCGAGCUGCUGAGUGCGUCGCCUUUAGUGUGGCAGCACUGGAAACUUGUUUACAUACAUGGCCAGAAAACCCUGGAGCACAAUUCUGAAAGAAAAUUCACAUUAAAAAAAAAAAUGGAUUUGUACAA
Molecule: messenger RNA, 993 nt
Organism: Hemicordylus capensis (graceful crag lizard)
Lineage: Eukaryota; Metazoa; Chordata; Lepidosauria; Squamata; Cordylidae
Gene: NME4
Product: NME/NM23 nucleoside diphosphate kinase 4
Exons: 5
Coding region: 80-688 (202 amino acids)
Biological process (GO): GTP biosynthetic process; UTP biosynthetic process; CTP biosynthetic process
Molecular function (GO): nucleoside diphosphate kinase activity
Source: RefSeq, a predicted model, not a curated record